AUGGCCGAGUGCAACACGGAGAUACACGUCACGAUUUCUCCGACUUGCUUGUCUUUCUGUGUAUUCACUGCAUCGCCUACCCUUCUUAAGCGUGCAGCCCCAAAGGGAAUUGACGUUUCUGGCUUUCAACCGGGUGUAAACUUCAAUACUGUCAAAGCUAAUGGAGUGUCGUUCGUGUACAUCAAGGCCACAGAGGGCACUACUUUCAUAAGUGAUCUCUUUAGCUCUCAAUACACAGGAGCAACGAAUGCAGGUUUGAUCCGUGGAGCUUAUCACUUUGCACAUCCGGAUAGCUCGAGUGGUGCUGCCCAAGCGAACUUCUUCCUAGCUCACGGAGGUGGCUGGUCAGCGGAUGGUAUAACUCUUCCUGGUACUAUAGACUUGGAAAACAACCCUAAUGGUGCUGAGUGCUACGGGCUCAGCCAGUCGGCAAUGGUAUCUUGGAUUAAAGAUUUUUCCUCAACGUAUGAAGUGAAGACUGGGAGCUGGUGGACUACCUGUACUGGCAACAGCGCGGCAUUCAGCAAUGACAACCCGUUGUGGAUUGCUCAUUUUGCUUCUGAAGUCGGACCAAUACCGUCAGGCUGGCCGUUUUAUACGUUCUGGCAGAACGCAGAUAGUGCCUCUCCGAACCCGGGUGAUUCUGACAUCUUCAAUGGUGACGCAACGGGAUUGGCUAGACUUGCAAAGGGUUCUUGA
Molecule: messenger RNA, 699 nt
Organism: Fomitiporia mediterranea MF3/22
Lineage: Eukaryota; Fungi; Basidiomycota; Agaricomycetes; Hymenochaetales; Hymenochaetaceae
Product: glycoside hydrolase family 25 protein
Exons: 7
Coding region: 1-699 (232 amino acids)
Biological process (GO): carbohydrate catabolic process; peptidoglycan catabolic process; cell wall macromolecule catabolic process
Molecular function (GO): lysozyme activity
Source: RefSeq, a predicted model, not a curated record